AUCUUCACGAAGCUUACUUGACUUGUGGAAAGUUAUGUUGGGAAAGAUUGAGUUUAUAUUAGAUUAGAUUGGAAUACUACCAAUUAGGAAUUCUUGUAUUUUUAUAGACAGUGAACGUUGAUGGCAAUAUUAGCAAUUGACUUCCCCAUGUCAUUGGAUUAAGUAUGAGCUCAAAAACACCGAUAUCACUCCUUCAGGAGUAUUUAGUCAAAGAAGGUAUUUUACCAUGUUACCAAUUAAUUGAUUGUGAAAGUGGAACUCAUGAACCCUGUUUUAGUUAUGAGGUUAAAGCCAAAGGCCUUAUUGCUAUCGGCAAGGGUAGGUCAAAAAAAGAAGCAAAACAAGAGGCUGCGAAAAUAUUGCUUCUUCAAUUGAAUGGAGAGGCAAUUCAGAAAGAAGAAAUACCAAUAAUUUCACCUCAUGUCCCUAGUGUGAAAGGGAAUGCGAUUGGAGCACUACAAGAAUACUGUGUACAACACCGUAUUUCUUAUCCUCAAUAUGAGUAUAUCUCAGCUGAUGUUGAUUUAACUCCCCAAGUGUUUGUUGUGCGAUGUACUGUUUUAACUCACUCAGCUGAAGGUAAGGCUUCUACAAAACAGCAAGCCAAACAUCUUGCCGCACAAGCGGUGUUGUCAAUGUUACAAAAGGUUGAGGAGAAUGUUAUUGAUAUGUCAUCAAACAUAGUCAAGGAAAAAAAAGAACUUACUGUUAAAACUUAUGACAAAACAAGUGAGGCUUUUCAAAAAACAUUAAAUGAAAGACCACUUACUUCCACGAACACAAUGAAAAAUCUUUUGGAUUUUGCUGAUUAUUUUAAAAAAGAAAUUGGUUCUCGUUCCCCUGCACUUACUUCCUUAAAAAAUAUAGAUGAACUAAUAGAAGCCCAUAAUGACCCUGAAGGUCUAUUUAGACUUAUUAUGGAUCAAUUAGGCUAUGAAUUUAAGUUUGAAUUUUUGAAUUCUAAGGAUUCAGGUGAUUGUUUGUGUAGCCUUUUAGUAAAGAAGAUGAGUAUUAAUUGCAUCGGUGCAGGAAAAUGUAAAAAUGAUGCACAGAAAGAAGCUGCAAUAAAUGCUCUUAAAGUAUUGGUAGUAAUGUCUAAAUCAUAGUUACUCAAAUAUAUAAAUAUUUUCAAUUGGAUUAAUAAUAUGUGUUUGUAUUCAUUUAAAUUUUAUAAAUAUUUUGUUAUUUUUUUAUGUUCUAUUGUUAUCAAUUUAUAAAACUGUGCUGCCGCUCGUUUUUCUCAAUACUAUAAUAUUUAACACAUGGGUUCAUACUCUAUGUAGCCUACUAAUAGUUCAGAAUUGGCACUCGGUGAGGUAGUAGGUUUUUGAUAUUUUAUUCUUAAUUUUGUUAUUAAAAACAGAUUAAAUUUUCUAUUUAAUUAAAGUUAACUUCCUUCUAUUCCACCUAAAUUAAAGAGCAUUAGGUGGUGUUAUUAUAUAUCAAUCAUAUCAAUUGAUUUAAAAAUGUAUAUAUUUAAAUUAUUUUGUUAUUUUUACAUGUUGAAUUGUUGUUUUUAAAUUCUAGUUUUUGAGAUUAUUGCUUAUGUAACAUUUUAGUAAAGGAAAUUUGUAUAACUUGCACCGGUGCAGGAAAAUGUAAAAAUGAUAUCCAGACAAAACUGCAAUAAGUACUCUUAAAGUAUUGAUGUCUAAAUCAUAGUUAAAUGAAAUGAAUGAAAACAUGUUUAUUAUCAUAAAGCAAAUAUAUAUAUAUGUUUAUAUACAUUUAGAACUUAUUAACUUGUUAUUUUGUGAUAUUGAAUUGUUAUUAAAAUUUAUAAAACUGCA
Molecule: messenger RNA, 1790 nt
Organism: Nezara viridula (southern green stink bug)
Lineage: Eukaryota; Metazoa; Arthropoda; Insecta; Hemiptera; Pentatomidae
Source: the annotation of a GenBank genome assembly